GGUGCGGGAGGGCCGGGUCAAGAGUAAGCCAAAGGAGUAGAGGGCAACGCGGUGGGCGGGAGAGAGGCCGAGGGCCGCCCGGAGCGGGGGGAGCCGGGAGGACGGGACCAGCACUGGCAGACCCGGCCCCGCGCGGGGAAGGGGGCUCCUUCCUGCCCCAAUGCAAAACGUGGAAAUGGGGUUUUGCCAUGUUGCCCAGACUGGUCUCGAACUCCUGAUCUCAAGUGAUCCGCUCGCCUUGGCCUCCCAAAGUGCUGGGAUUACAGAGCCUCGCCAGAGAAGACGAGGGCAGAAAGCACCAUGAGUGGGGGCCCAAUGGGAGGAAGGCCUGGGGGCCGAGGAGCACCAGCGGUUCAACAGAACAUACCCUCCACCCUCCUCCAGGACCACGAGAACCAGCGACUCUUCGAGAUGCUUGGACGAAAAUGCUUGACGCUGGCCACUGCAGUUGUUCAGCUGUACCUGGCGCUGCCCCCUGGAGCUGAGCACUGGACCAAGGAGCAUUGUGGGGCUGUGUGCUUCGUGAAGGAUAACCCCCAGAAGUCCUACUUCAUUCGCCUUUACGGCCUUCAGGCUGGUCGGCUGCUCUGGGAACAGGAGCUGUACUCACAGCUUGUCUACUCCACCCCCACCCCCUUCUUCCACACCUUCGCUGGAGAUGACUGCCAAGCGGGGCUGAACUUUGCAGACGAGGGCGAGGCCCAGGCCUUCCGGGCCCUGGUGCAGGAGAAGAUACAAAAAAGGAAUCAGAGGCAAAGUGGAGACAGACGCCAGCUACUCCCACCACCACCACCAGCCAAUGAAGAGAGAAGAGGAGGGCUUCCACCCCUGCCCCCGCACCCAGGUGGAGACCAAGGAGGCCCUCCAGUGGGUCCGCUCUCCCUGGGGCUGGCGACAGUGGACAUCCAGAACCCUGACAUCACGAGUUCACGAUACCGUGGGCUCCCAGCACCUGGACCUAGCCCAGCUGAUAAGAAACGCUCAGGGAAGAAGAAGAUCAGCAAAGCUGAUAUUGGUGCACCCAGUGGAUUCAAGCAUGUCACCCAUGUGGGGUGGGACCCCCAGAAUGGAUUUGACGUGAACAACCUCGACCCAGAUCUACGGAGUCUGUUCUCCAGGGCAGGAAUCAGCGAGGCCCAGCUCACCGAUGCCGAGACCUCUAAACUUAUCUACGACUUCAUUGAGGACCAGGGUGGGCUGGAGGCUGUGCGGCAGGAGAUGAGGCGCCAGGAGCCACUUCCGCCGCCCCCACCGCCAUCUCGAGGAGGGAACCAGCCCCCUCGGCCCCCUAUUGUGGGGGGUAACAAGGGUCGUUCUGGUCCACUGCCCCCUGUACCUUUGGGGGUUGCCCCACCCCCACCAACGCCCCGGGGACCCCCACCCCCAGGCCGAGGGGGCCCUCUACCACCACCCCCUCCAGCUACUGGACGUUCUGGACCACCACCCCCACCACCCCCUGGAGCUGGUGGGCCACCCAUGCCACCACCACCACCACCACCACCGCCACCACCACCCAGCUCCGGGAAUGGACCAGCCCCUCCCCUACUCCCUCCUGCUCUGGUGCCUGCGGGGGGCCUGGCCCCUGGUGGGGGUCGGGGAGCGCUUUUGGAUCAAAUCCGGCAGGGAAUUCAGCUGAACAAGACCCCUGGGGCCCCAGAGAGCUCAGCGCUGCAGCCCCCACCUCAGAGCUCAGAGGGACUGGUGGGGGCCCUGAUGCACGUGAUGCAGAAGAGGAGCAGAGCCAUCCACUCCUCCGACGAAGGGGAGGACCAGGCUGGCGAUGAAGAUGAAGAUGAUGAAUGGGAUGACUGAGUGGCUGAGUUACUUGCUGCCCUGUGCUCCUCCCCGCAGGACACGGAUCCCCCUCCACCUGCUCUGUGCCCACCCUCCACUCUCCUCUUCCAGGCCCCCAACCCCCAUUUCUUCCUCACCAGUCCCUCCAAUGCUGUCAUCCCUGCCUGGUCCUCACACUCACCCUAGCAAUCCCAAGGCCCUUUUUAUACAAAAAUUCUCAGUUCUCUUCACUCAAGGAUUUUUAAAGAAAAAUAAAGGAAUUAUCUUUCUGUCUCUCUAUAA
Mandrillus leucophaeus (drill) is the source of this 2076-nucleotide messenger RNA. It is a transcript of the gene WAS, whose product is annotated as Wiskott-Aldrich syndrome. Gene Ontology annotation, biological process: actin filament organization. Lineage: Eukaryota; Metazoa; Chordata; Mammalia; Primates; Cercopithecidae. The transcript has 14 exons. The record is from RefSeq and is a predicted model, not a curated record. Bases 301 to 1812 code for a protein of 503 amino acids. Gene Ontology annotation, molecular function: actin binding.